Messenger RNA from Boeremia exigua, 1269 nucleotides. Its product is annotated as metallo-beta-lactamase domain protein. The record is from RefSeq and is a predicted model, not a curated record. The coding region runs from base 191 to 1057 and encodes 288 amino acids. Lineage: Eukaryota; Fungi; Ascomycota; Dothideomycetes; Pleosporales; Didymellaceae. The transcript has a single exon.
UAUUAACUUCCAUUUUCUAUUUAACCUAGACAUAACAGAUCAACAUCCGCUACAGACAUUUACUCAAUACAGGCUUUGUUGUAUCAAAAGCAAACCUUGUAGUCAACUGCCCUUACUCACGAUUAUAUUCGCUCGAAGUUGAGCCGAAUCUAUUAAGUUAUUUACCUGGCAUUAGCUUCGCACUGAAACAAUGCCUUCCCUUCGAGCCGACGUCUAUGUAUCUCCUCCAACACCAUUCAAGGGAGUGAACGGUAUCCCGGAUGGAGUCUGGUCACCUAUCACCUCCACCUUGAUUCACGGAGAGAAAGAAGCCGUCCUUGUGGAUACUCCAGUCACUGUUGAACAGACUAACAAACUGAUUGAGUGGAUUGAAAAGAGGAUUCCUGGCAAACGCCUAACGAAGAUUUACAUUACCCACGGGCAUGGAGAUCACUGGUUUGGCAUCCCCCUCCUCGUUAGACGAUUUCCCGGGGUACAGACGAUCGCUACAGCGGCUACCAUUGAGCACAUGAAAGGAGACAUCAGCCCACCAAUUUUCAGUAACUUUUGGACCGCUUGUUUUCCCGGAGAUCAAAUUCCCGAACAAACCGAGAUGGCUACACCUAUAGGGCCCAGCAACGAGUUCUACCUGGAAGGACAUGUGUUCAAGGCCGUCGAAGUUGGGCAGUCAGACACUCACGAUAGUACUGUUCUAUGGGUUCCAGAUAUCAAGCUAGCUGUUUGCGGCGAUGUCGUAUAUGGCGAUGUGCACCAGAUGCUUGCAGAAUGCACCACGAGGGAGCUGCGUGCUGCCUGGAUUGACAGUAUCAGGAAAGUAGAAGACUUGAAGCCGGAGCUUGUUGUUGCUGGGCACAAGCAGUCGCAUGAGAUGGAUGGGACAUAUCAUUUGCAAAACUCGAGGAAAUACAUAGAAACGUUCCAGGAGCUAAUCGACGCUGGUGCGAAGGAUGCAGAUGAGCUGUCCCGGGAAAUGGUGAACAGAUUUCCUACUAGAUUUAACAUUUCGGCUGUAACUAAUAGCUGCCUUGCAGCCUUUCCAGCUCCUAAAAGUAGUUAAUUAACUAACGUAACUUAGCAUUAACGUACUCCACGGGCGAGUCACUCAACGGGCGAGUUGCUUACUUUUGCCAAGAUUACACCAAACCUCACCCUAUUACGGCCUCUACCAGCCCACUUUGGGACUGCGCAGGGUAGAACAACCUGUAAUAUUACUUAGAGACUACUUCUACAUUACCGUGUCCGUGCACCUCACGGGCCGGGUCAGUGAGU